This is a messenger RNA of Microtus oregoni (creeping vole), 5544 nucleotides long. It is a transcript of the gene Lhfpl4, whose product is annotated as LHFPL tetraspan subfamily member 4. Gene Ontology annotation, cellular component: inhibitory synapse; plasma membrane; postsynaptic membrane. Gene Ontology annotation, molecular function: GABA receptor binding. The transcript has 4 exons. The record is from RefSeq and is a predicted model, not a curated record. Gene Ontology annotation, biological process: gamma-aminobutyric acid receptor clustering; sensory perception of sound. Bases 1237 to 1980 code for a protein of 247 amino acids. NCBI's taxonomy places the organism in Eukaryota, Metazoa, Chordata, Mammalia, Rodentia, Cricetidae.
AGGCAUUGUCAUAGGUGUUUUUUACGCCCGCGCGGGAGCGCGCCCCGGCUGCGCCGCGCCAGUGCACGGGAGCGCGCUCCUCGGCGCGGGAGCGCGCCCCGGGGAGAGCCCGAGCAAGAUGGAGGCCACGCAGAGGACGCCGCCUGGGCCGAGGCAUCCACUGCCUGGAGCACCGAGCCCCGGCGCUUGAGCCCUGCCGGUCCCGGAUCAGCCAUCCCGACCCGGCCCAGGUUGGUCCUCCCGCAUCCCUUCUCCGCAGCCGCAGCCUCCGCGCGCGUCCGGCCUGCGUGCAGGGCAGCCACCCCCCAGCUCCGGCCCUACCGGGGCCCAGCCGCUCCCCCGCGCUCCGGCCUGGCCCCUGCCCGCUGCCCUCCCCUCCAGGCCCAGACUGCCCCCUGGCCUCGGGCUCCCUGUCUCCUUGGCCUGAAAAGCCACUCGCUCCGGCCCUGGCCCGCCAAUCCUAGACUACACCCCCCCCCCCCCGCAGCCGACAUUCAGCCCCGGCUUCUAAGGAGCACCCCCCCCCCCCACUCCCCAUCACUCGUGUAGACCAUCCAGUGUCAGCCCCUGAUUCCACGCUAGCCUCAUCCUGAUUCCAACACUUAGCCCUGGUUACCAGUUCCUGGCCCCUGCCUGGCCCUACUGUAACCUUCCUCAUGCCCUCAGUACCAGCCCCUGACAACCUCUUCUCCCCUUCCUUAUGGAAAAGCGUCCGUCAGCUUCCAGAUUCCCUUCAGACACCCAGUCCCAGACCCGCUACCCCUAAAAACAGUCCCAGUAUGCCCUCCCCAGCUUUCUAUUAGGUGCCUGUUAAUGCUCCAGUAUUGAUCUCCAUCUUUCAUUGGAUCUCCCCAUGGUCCCCUCUUAUCCCAUCACCAGUUCCCAAGCCCCCUCUCCAACUCCCCCACCAGCACUUUCUGGUACCCCCCCCCCCCCACUUCCAACUCCCAUGUCCUCAUCUCAGCCCCCAACUUUCCCAUACUCCUCUUCCUAGGCCCCCCAGUACGAAACCUUAGCUAGUCCUUCAAGUCGCCGCCCCAACACUGUCAUGACCCCCUCCUAGCUACCCAGCCAGCCCCCAGGUCCCCAGCUCCGCCCCAGGCCCCGCCCUUACGAGUUCCUUGACUCAGGGCUGCUUCUCGCGUGCGUCCCCAGCUCCCGCCCCGCAGCCCGGUGGUCCACCCCGGGCCGGCGGCCCCCUACCAGCAGCCGCCGCCGGCCCCGCCCCCGGGCACCAUGCUGCCCUCGCAGGAGGCCUCCAAGCUCUACCAUGAGCACUACAUGCGGAACUCGCGGGCCAUCGGCGUGCUGUGGGCCAUCUUCACCAUCUGCUUCGCCAUCAUCAACGUGGUGGUCUUCAUCCAGCCCUACUGGGUAGGAGACAGCGUGAGCACCCCCAAGCCUGGCUACUUCGGCCUCUUCCAUUACUGCGUGGGCAGCGGGUUAGCGGGCCGCGAGCUCACCUGCCGGGGCUCUUUCACCGACUUCAGCACCAUCCCGUCCAGCGCCUUCAAGGCGGCCGCCUUCUUCGUGUUGCUUUCCAUGGUGCUGAUUCUCGGCUGCAUCACCUGCUUCGCCCUUUUCUUCUUCUGCAACACCGCCACCGUCUACAAGAUCUGCGCCUGGAUGCAACUCUUGGCAGCUCUGUGCCUCGUGUUGGGCUGCAUGAUCUUCCCUGAUGGCUGGGACGCCGAGACCAUCCGGGACAUGUGCGGGGCCAAGACGGGGAAGUACUCCCUGGGGGACUGUUCGGUGCGCUGGGCGUACAUUCUGGCCAUCAUCGGGAUCCUCAACGCGCUCAUCCUGUCCUUCCUCGCCUUCGUGCUGGGCAACCGGCAGACUGACCUGCUCCAGGAGGAGCUCAAACAGGAGAACAAAGAUUUUGUAGGCACCACAGUCAGUUCGGUGUUGCGACCAGGAGGUGAUGUCUCUGGAUGGGGAGUCCUGCCAUGCCCUGUUGCUCAUACACAGGGACCCUGAGAGCCAGAACUGUAGCCCAGGAGUUGGCCCGAUCUCAGCAUCUUUCGUCUGCUGCCCUCUCGUUCCUGCGGUCAAGCUCCGGACCCCAAUCUCUGACUGCACACAGCUCCAGGCUUUGAAGAGAGGCGGGGGUGGGGUGGCAGCUUGGCGGAAGGCAGAGGCCCUUGAGGUCCUGAUUCUGGUCCUGCCUCCUAAGGGAGCCUGGCUCUCCCUCUCUGGUCCUUCCGUUUCCUUCUCACCGUGUAGACUAGCUGGAGGUCCCUGAGGACCCCCGAGGAAGGAAGCUCUGCAGUGCGGGCUUCUCAGACCCCUUCAGUCUGGAAGGCUGCCUGCUGCGUCCUUGCCUCCCCAGUCCUGGUCUCCUAAAGAGACUCCUUCAAGACACUGCCCCAGGAGGGCCAGACUUUUUCCUACUUUAUUUUUAUUUGCUGAUGAUGGUCCCACCACAUCUGCCACAAAGCUCCAGGUGCCACCAGCCCCACCCACGGGGCCUCUUCUGACUCCCUCAUUCAAGCCUGCACCCAGCUCUCAAAGGAAUCGAAGCCGUGCUGAGGGAGAAAAGAUAGGGUCUUCCUUCCCACUGCUGGUAAUCCCUCAUCACCUCAGAGUCUGAGGGGAGACACAGGCUCUGGAGGCUGCGGGAGGAGGAGGCAGCUGAUCACCGCAGCUUGAGUUUGCCAGUUUCCCAGCCUGGGACUGGCCUGGCCUCUUCUCUACUGGGAUAGCUCAUCAGUGACUGAGCCCUUGACUCUGGCCUGUUUUGUACAGCAUAGACUUCUCGGGCCCAUUGUCAGGGUCAGUGGCUGUGGAGAGGGGGCUCAGAGGUGGAGUUAGGGGAUCCUCUCUCCUUCUCUCGCUUCCUACACCUCGGACAUCUGCCAAAGGCAGGGACUGUCUUGCGUCUUUGAUACUUUUCUGCUAACUUGAACUUGCAGGUCACCUCUGAACAGGGUACCCUUGUCCCCAUCCCAGGCCCUGUUACUUUGUCCCUAACUCUUUCUCCUCCUUGCCCACUCUCGCCUUGCGAUAUGCCCAGGGUCUGCAACCUCAUGGGCAGUGCUUGGAGUUGAGGUGUGUGUGUGCGUGCGUGCGUGUGUGUGUGCGUGUGUUUGUGUGCACACGUGCGUAUGUGCGUGUAUGCAUGCGUGUGUGUUAGGGAGGGGCAGAUGAGACGAUCUCUCUUCUUCUCUCACCAUGGGGCCUCCUCUCUUCUCUCAUUAGCAGAGAGAAAAUGAGGGAGAUUCCAGGUGUUUUUUGGACCAUCCUUGGUUACCUUAUAGACCUGGUAGCAGAACCAUCUCGUCAUUGACAAGCCUUCUGUCCCCAAUGGAGGGGUGGCAGACUAGCUGCAUCUAGCAUAAUGCCUCCUGGGGCAUGGCCUGCCGCGUGGUCCCUGUGUCGAGGAGUGUGUGGUCCCUAUGGGCUCCACAGGGGGCUCAUCACUUCCGUGUGUCAUGUGGGCCUCAGCCAGAGUUGGAAGGGUGACUAGUCCACAUAUUUGCUGUCCUUGUGUUCACUUCCAAGCUCAGACUUGGAGCUGAGAGUUAGGAUUCCUGAGCAAGACCCAUGACCCAAGGCUGCCCCAUUCAGACCCUGGCUGGAAUCUGAUUCUGGCUCCUGGAAGGAUUCCUGAUACCAGGCAUUUUCCAGACCGCAUCUCCACUUUUCCUCCUCUUUCCUCCAGGACAGACACCUCCUCCCGAGCUUUGGUGACUGCCCCGUGUCCCCCACACACACUUGUUCCCAUCCAGUCCCCUCCUAGAGCCCCAGCACUGGAGCUGUCUUCUGCAGGUGGCCAGGAGACUGGGAAUGAAUGGGGUGGGGCUUGUAUGAAGGAGAAGAGAGCAGGAGUCAGUUCCUCAGAUUCAAACCAGAAGAUAGGAGGGCAAGGUAGUGGGUGACAGAUUGGGAACUAGGCAGGGAGGAAGCAGGAGCAGAGCCAGAGAAGCAAAGAUGAGAUGGGAGACAGGCAUGGCAAGGGAGGGGCUGUGUGGUGCAGAAGGAGUUCAAGGAGGGAUCUAGAGAGACACACAGUGAUGGGGAAGAGAAGAAUUGGAGAGGGGUUUCCGUGGAGUAGCGGGCAGUGGGUGAAGAGGAACAGGAAGUGGGAGAUGGAGGUGUGGUUCGCAGUGGGCAAGAAUAAAAUGUAGAGAAGAGGGUCGGCAGGAGGAGGGGGAAGAAGAAAUGCUGGAGGUGGGGCGAGGAGGGCAGCCAUGUGGGUGCUUGAAGACUGUUCCCCUAAGGACACCUGCUGUCCAAGCCAUCCCCCCCACCAUGCUUUGGUGGACAGGCUAGAAACGACUCCGUGGAGGUCAAGGGACUGGAGGUCUGUGGUCCAAGCAGUUUUGUUCCUUUGUGGAGAGAGACUGUGUGUGUCUGUGUGUGUGAGCGCACGCGUGUUCGCGAGAAUGUGAGAGUGUGUGUAUGUUUGUGUGUGUGUGUGUUUGUAUGUGCGUGUGCGCGUCAGCAGUAGGGUAACCACACGGGGGAGGAAGGAAACUAAUUCCUUUUGGGGAGCCGUCUAACAGUGUUCCCAUCCAUACCGUAGCCAACCGGCUACUGCCCAGCAAUUUGAGAUCCAUUGUGGAGUUUCAGGUUGGUGGGCUGAAGUCUGCAGGAGCCCCAGGAUAGCACGGGGAAAGAAGAGAGGUAGUAGUACGGACCAAGUUGCGGUCUUGAAGACUGAGAAGCGGUAGGGACGGGGAGAAUGGAUGCUUUAUUCAAGAGCUCAGGUGGGGCUCUGGCAGAUCCGGCAGCUGGAGCAGCGCAGUUGGGGCAGGUGAGCCAGUGUUGGCCUUUGGAAAGGGACAGGCUAGGAAGGUCGACAUCUCUGCUUCUGAUCACCAACUAAGAGCUUCCUGACUUUAGGUCAUUAAAAGUCCUCAGCCAGCUGUGGCUGGACAGCUGGUAUUUCUUUCCUGUUUCUGACUUUCUUCACUCCUGGCAGAGAGUGAAGAAAGCAGCCAUAACCUCGAGGUGGUCUGGUCUCUGAUCCAAAACACUGGUUAGACUGGUCCUUGGGGCUGUGACAAGUAGAACUCACCUCUCAGAGGACCACAGUGUGGAGGAGGGCCUUCCGAGGACGUCAGGAUGUGGGGGAAGAUUGACAGAGCCAAGAUGACGGCUGGCAGCUGGAGCUCUGGGGAAGGAGCCCAGGACUAAGGGUCCCCCUUGAGCACAGAGGGCACUAGGUCUUCUUCAGCCCCUGGUGUGGAAAAGGGAAACCCUCUUUUUGGAGGGGCAGGGCUCCUUCUAGUACAAGAAGUUUCUAUGGGUUCUUGCCUGGCUCAGUCAGAGCUAGGGUAAAGGACUGGAGUUUUCCUGAGAAAGCGAUCAGGAGCGGCCAGCCCUCCCUAGGACCCCGACAGCCCUCCGAGGCCCUGUGCUGGGUGUUAGGAUAGAUUGGUGUUGUCUACACCCCAUUAGUAAGUUCUGUCUUGAAUGUGUCCUUGAUGUUCAUUGUCCAAUUUGGUAACAUUUCUUUUGGUCCUGACCCCUUCUGCUGCUGCUGGAUCUGAGCUUCAGUGCAGGUGGAAUGAUGUUCAAAUAAAGACACAAUUUAUA